AUGGCUGCCAAUACUCUUUCUGAUUGUGAUCAAAUAUUUUCAGAGUUUACAGAGGACAUCAUCCAAGAAAUUUUGUCUCGUGUAACUUUGAAACAAAGGCCAAAUGUUUCUCUUGUUUCCAAAAAAUGGCUUCAAAUGAUAGAAUCAUUAGACGACGAUCUCAGUUUAGUGCAAACAAAAUCUGAAAAGAUAACUUGUGGAUACUGUGGCUUCUCUCAUAUAUACCCUUAUGAAUCUUGUGUAUGCUCCGACACAGAUCUCUAUCAUGUCGAUCCAGUUAUUAAACUUGCUUCAGACAAAAUCAGUUUCAAAGAGUUAUAUUUGUCCGUACCACCUAAUUUUAGGUAUUGUGCGUCUCUCGGAAUUUUAGAUUCCAGAUUUUUAACCGUUCUCCAUAUAAAAGGAAAUUGCAACAUGAAUCUUAUUCGAGAAUUUAAUGUAAUGCCUUCAUUGAAGGAGUUGUAUUUUCAUUCUGUUUGCAUUUUUUCGCGCACCUUCUCUAGUUUUGCACCCAAAUGUCCUCUCCUCGUUGAGUUAACUUUGAUAAAUUGUGACAACCUUGUUGAGUUCACAGUCCCCCAUCUCAAUUAUCUAGAAAAGGUUCAUGUUAAUAGUAGCAAAAAAAUUAAAAAACUUGAAGUAAAAGCUCAAAAUCUCCUCGAGUUUCACUUGUAUUGUCCAACCUUUACCAAACUUGAUUUGUUCGCGUCUACUAAACUACAAGUCCUCCAUAUAGAUUCUAUAAAUGUUCCCGACUCGUUUCCUCGUGAUUUUUUCUCAACAUUCCCAUUUCUAAAAUCCUUAUGUCUUAUAUUAUGUGGAGGAUUGAAAAAAAUCAAGAUUGUGAGUCCUCAAUUGGAGUGUUUGACAUUGAAUAACACCAUUGACUUGCGCGAAGCAUUUAUAGCUACUCCUAAUUUACAAUUGUUCAAUGUUCUAUAUAGCUUUAACUUCCAAACUCCGCGUCCCAUAAUGGGAUCAAGGCAAAUGGAAAUUGAGAUGGAUGCUUGUGCAACCAAUAACUUGCUUGAGUUGAGAACUUUCGCUGAAAAUUUGGGUGAAAAUAUCACGUUGUCCUUAGAAACUAACACAGCUCGAGCAAAGGAAGAAGUAACAUUUCAAAGCAGCCUUCAACCACUUUGUAUCAAGCGCAUAGAUUUGGUGAUACAAUAUUCAUUCAAACCGAGAUAUGAAUCAUUUCUUGCUGAAUUUUUUGCUUACUUCCAUCCGCGGAGCUUGGUGGUGACAGUGAAGGCAGAUGCCCGAAAACAUGACUUUAUACGGGUCCUAAUGAAUGAGCUGGAAGGUUGGAACAAAGACGGUACCAAACGUUACAAACGUAGUGAGUACAUGUCUUGGCACAAAGCAUUGAAAAGCUUUACAAUCCUUGGAUCAACUGCAUUUGCACUACAUGAAAGGGAAUCCCGAUGUGUUAAUCCCACACUAUGUGCAGGGUUAGGGGAAGGGUCGAGCCAUAAGGGGCUAUUACUAGACUUACCCAACAUUUCUACAAUUACAAGACAAGAAAGGGAAGCCCGAUGUGAUAAUCCCACAAUAUGUGCGGGGUCUGAGGAAGGAAGGGAACAACAGUGCUUAUUGUCCAUAGUCUUACCCAACCUUUCUACAGUUACAAGAGAAGGCGCUCAUCAGAUUAACUUGGAGUUUGAGUGGUAA
Solanum pennellii is the source of this 1674-nucleotide messenger RNA. RefSeq lists its product as uncharacterized. The coding region runs from base 1 to 1674 and encodes 557 amino acids. The transcript is spliced from 3 exons. NCBI's taxonomy places the organism in Eukaryota, Viridiplantae, Streptophyta, Magnoliopsida, Solanales, Solanaceae. The record is from RefSeq and is a predicted model, not a curated record. Gene Ontology annotation, molecular function: protein binding.